Molecule: messenger RNA, 1139 nt
Organism: Hyla sarda
Lineage: Eukaryota; Metazoa; Chordata; Amphibia; Anura; Hylidae
Gene: NKX6-2
Product: NK6 homeobox 2
Exons: 3
Coding region: 44-1000 (318 amino acids)
Biological process (GO): cell differentiation; regulation of transcription by RNA polymerase II
Cellular component (GO): nucleus
Molecular function (GO): RNA polymerase II cis-regulatory region sequence-specific DNA binding; DNA-binding transcription factor activity, RNA polymerase II-specific
Source: RefSeq, a predicted model, not a curated record
CUCUGCACCCAGCAGCAGCAGCAGCAGGGACACCAUAGACUGGAUGCUUGUGGCUGAUCAUUGCUCCAGAGACAUCAGUGCAAAUCCACAGAAAGUUCCCCUGGAGGCUGCAGGACUUGUCUGGAGAGGCAGCUCUGGAUGCUCAACACCAAUGUUAGCUGUGGGGCAGAUGGAUACUAACAGACAGAGUGCAUUCGUGCUAAGCAGUGCCCCCCUGGCUGCCCUGCACAACAUGGCAGAGAUGAAGACCACCUUGUUCCCCUAUGCCUUGCAGAACCCUUCUAACUUCAAAGCUCCAAACUUGUCCUCCCUAAACACACAGAUCCCCCUGGGGACACCUCAUGGGAUUAGUGACAUUCUCAGCAGGCCCCUGGGAGCCUCUCUGGCAGCAUCUGGCAACCUGCUCUCUAGCCUGCCUCGUAUUAAUGGACUUGCCACCUCCACGGGGAUGUAUUUUAACCCAGCAGCUGUGUCCAGAUACCCCAAACCACUAGCUGAACUUCCAGGGAGACCCCCUAUCUUCUGGCCGGGAGUUAUGCAGACUUCUCCAUGGAGGGACCCCAGGCUGGCCUGUCCUACACAAGCCGGGAUGGUACUAGACAAGGAUGGAAAGAAGAAACACUCCAGACCCACAUUCUCAGGGCAGCAGAUCUUUGCAUUGGAGAAAACAUUUGAACAGACCAAAUACUUGGCAGGGCCGGAGAGGGCAAGGCUGGCAUACUCCCUGGGCAUGACCGAGUCUCAGGUCAAGGUUUGGUUCCAGAAUCGUAGGACAAAGUGGAGGAAAAGGCAUGCAGCAGAGAUGGCCUCGGCCAAGAAGAAGCACGACUCAGAGACAGAGAAGAUGAAGGAGAGCUCAGACAAUGAGGACGAUGAUGAGUACAACAAACCACUGGACCCCAACUCAGACGAUGAGAAAAUCUCCAGGUUGUUGAAAAAGCACAAAAGCACAAACUUGAAUCUGCUGAGUCCGUGCAGCAAUAACUCGGACACCUUGUGAUCCGCUCCCCACAGAGACUGCACCUUAACCCCCUACUUAUUUACUUAUCCUCCAGAGAUUGCACCACUUUCCCCCUUCCUUAUCCCCAAAGACUGAACCUCUUCCUCCCCCCUUCCUUAUCCCCAAAGACUGAACCUCU